AUGGCCGAUGAUGAAGAUAAACCAAAGAAGCACACGCUGGACUCUCUGUUCGCGGUGUAUUGCAACUUCCAGGUUAUACCUACGGAUAUAGAAAACGAGGUGUUCGACAGCAUACUCCUCUCACAACUGGAUGCUUGGCUAGAGCAGGCCAAACUUAUGCCAAAUCCUAUUACACGAACCCAAACGGGUCUCAUCUACAUGCGAUACAAAAAAUGGCGCUUAGAAUACGAAGACUUUCUGGAGGUUCUAAAUAGCUUAGCCUCUGAUAACGAUAUACUUAUAGAUGACAUGAAGCAGGUAAUGAUUGAUGCUGGAAUCCCGAAUGGUGCCGAUGUGGUCAUAGCCGUCAAAUAGAUGUUCUAGUGCAUCGCUGCAGUUUAUUUAUUUACAUACAAAAAGACAAACAACAAUUAAAUUUUCGACAGUAACAUUACAUAAAGAUAAAUAAUUUUGAUUAGUUAAAUUGUUUACAAAAAUUAUAGCAUAGUAUAAAAGCGUCCAACAAAAGCCUCUUAUCCCAAUAGGUUAAUUAAAGUUAGUUUAACAUUUAGAAAAUUCUAAUUUUGAUGAAGA
Molecule: messenger RNA, 573 nt
Organism: Drosophila takahashii
Lineage: Eukaryota; Metazoa; Arthropoda; Insecta; Diptera; Drosophilidae
Product: tubulin polymerization-promoting protein homolog
Source: RefSeq, a predicted model, not a curated record